This is a messenger RNA of Kwoniella mangroviensis CBS 8507, 1080 nucleotides long. Its product is annotated as acetolactate synthase, small subunit. Gene Ontology annotation, molecular function: acetolactate synthase regulator activity. Lineage: Eukaryota; Fungi; Basidiomycota; Tremellomycetes; Tremellales; Cryptococcaceae. Gene Ontology annotation, biological process: branched-chain amino acid biosynthetic process. Gene Ontology annotation, cellular component: mitochondrial nucleoid; acetolactate synthase complex. The transcript is spliced from 6 exons. Bases 1 to 1080 code for a protein of 359 amino acids. The record is from RefSeq and is a predicted model, not a curated record.
AUGUCAGCCAGAGCUAUAUCUUCCUCUUUGAGGGGACGAGCUUUCAGAGCUGUUAGGUAUUCAUCGACUACCGCCCCAGCUCAAGCUGCGAAGACUCCCGCUCCUCCUAAACCCAUUGAUGACAGUACGAGUGCUUUGGAUUACAAAAUCCACAAGACAGCUCGAAGACUCCCUCACCUCGUCACUCCCAAUCCACGAACACCUUCUGCCGAAGAGGCAGUGACCAACAUCUUGUACAACACACCACCUCCUUCUAACGAGCCUUACAAGAGACACUUGCUCAAUUGUUUGGUCCAAAAUGAACCGGGUGUGCUUUCGAGAGUGUCUGGUAUCUUAGCUGGAAGAGGGUUCAACAUCGACUCCCUCGUCGUAUGUCAAACUGAAAUUAGAGAUCUAUCAAGAAUGUGUAUCGUAUUGAAGGGUCAGGACGGAGUGAUUGAACAAGCCAGAAGACAAUUAGAGGAUUUGGUCCCCGUCUGGGCAGUCUUAGAUUACACCAAAACCUCAGUAAUCGAGCGUGAAUUACUCUUAGCAAAAGUCUCGAUUCUUGGACCUGAAUUCGCCGAGGCUCAAUUGAACAACUCUUCUGUCCCCGAUCAAUCGUUCGAGAACGCUUUAGAACACCAAUCUGCUCCAUCAUUCGUUCCAGCCGAAGGCUCAGGUCAAGAUAGUGCAAGUCAGAAGUUACAGAGAGAACAGGCAUUAGCUAGAUCAUUUGAGGGAUCAUCCGACGGACAAUCAUCGAUAGGAAAUCAACUUUAUCCUACUAGAAGAUCUGAAAUUUCUCCAUCGGAAGCAUUGAUAGCGAAAAACCUUCAUUUAUCAGCUAUCAAGACUCUCUCCGAUCAGUUCAGCGGUAAAGUAGUAGACGUUUCGGAGAAUAGUUGUAUUGUCGAAUUGACUGCCAAGUCUUCGAGGAUCGAUGCGUUUUUGAGUCUGAUGAGACCAUUUGGAGUACUUGAGGCUGCUAGAUCAGGUGUUAUGGUCCUUCCUCGAACUCCCAUCCCAAGGUAUGGUGAGGAAGAAGAUGCCGUAGCUGAGAAAGAGGAAGUUGAUUUGUCCAUGUUACCUCCUGGAUAA